Molecule: messenger RNA, 10746 nt
Organism: Paramuricea clavata
Lineage: Eukaryota; Metazoa; Cnidaria; Anthozoa; Malacalcyonacea; Plexauridae
Source: the annotation of a GenBank genome assembly
AUCAGCAGUUUGGAGACGAAUUUUUUCCUGAAGGUAAAACCUUUCCCUAUUUAUAUGAACUGCAAAAACAACAAUUGGUUUACAGAAUGUGAUCGAUCGACCAUUAUCACGUUUUUCAGUCUAUCAAAAUUUAAAUAAAUUUAGAUGCAUUUUGACCUGCUUUUUUAAUUCGGGUGUUUAUAGAGUGUUUCUGUAAAAUUUUGAUUUGGUUCAGAAUUAAAGCGUUGUAAAAUUUUUAUCACAUAUACUUGUGCCUUUAUCAGCGCGAUGACAGAGUAACAUAAAAACGAUAUGUCACUGAUAUAACCCUUCUUCUUCUCUGAUAUCGCUUUUCGUCCUGCUAUUUUAAUAAUUAUGGCAUUUUUUGGCAAUGCUUAGUAUUCUUAUAAAUUCUUACCACAUGUGAUAAAGGCACAAGUUUUUAAUAAACAAUUUACUCGUGACAUUAGACUGAUCACAGUUAAUAGAAUACAUGGUUUGGAGACUUGAUGAAUAUGCAACAGAACUCAUUAGCUAUGUUGGUUUCGGUUUAUGCAAGAAUUUGGGCCUAUCUCGUCACGUGUGUGUUGUAUUUUUUCCUGCACAACCAAUAGCAAUGUUUAAAUCGAGCGUUUGUUCAAGAUACGGAUAGAUAACUCAACCACAAACUUAUUAUAUUUGUUAUUGGUUAUUUGAGCGAAAAUACAAUACACGCGUGACGAGAUAGGACCAGGUUAUUGCAUUAAGCUUAACAAUAGCAUAGUUAAUGAGUUAUAUUGUACUUUCAUCGAGUCUCCAAACCACUGAUCUAUUAAAAUAACUGUGGACUGAUAUCGCCUCGCCCCUCAUAUGAGAACCUAUAAAAAUGAUCUUCUUAAGUUCUUAACAGACAUUUAUUUCCAUAUUUUAUUUUUGUGAAUUGGUAAGAGUUUUUAUUUUUUAAUAAACGAGAGCAUAAAAUGAUUUGUUUACGAAAAUUUCACGCACUAUUUCUUAUAUGAAAAUGUAUUUCCUUACACAUCAACUAUCACAUAUAUGCACGACUUUACCUUUGAAAUUCUGAUAAAGACCGGCGGAAAUUUUCUGAUAUGAAAAUUUUAGGCAUUUUUUAGCCAGCGUUGCUGGCUCUUUUAUAAGGCAGAUAAUUGAAGGAGAGCCUGCCCGGAGGCCCUAGUAAAACUGAUCACUCUCGACAGCCAGCUGCCGAGAAUUGUGAUUGGCUGAAUUUACGUUGACCACAGGUUGAUUGACAUGUUACGCUAAUUUAUUCAAAAAUUUAAAAAUAAAUACAGUAAAAACAAACGGCAUCGCUAUAUUAAAGUGUAAAUCUGUCGGCUAAAAUAUAAAAUUCAAAAGACAAAGUGUAAAAUGUAUAACAUAUACCGGUAUCUAAACAGAAUAAGGCAAGCCAUACUACUAUUGCUGCAUAUCUCGUAAGAUUUAUCGUAUGCAUGGUCACUAUAGUAUAGAGUAUAAAACCUUGGCUGUCCUUGCCUUGUCUAUAUUUUGCUGGCUGCCAAAUUACGAUUACAUAACUAAAAUAAUACAUUCCCCAUUGUGUUUAAUACAUCAUAAUAACACGAAGCUCACUUUGGGGCAUUUAAAAUACAUUUGACUGCCAACGUGUAUAACACUGGAAUGGUUCUAUUUACUUUUCCUAAGUCAUUUAUUAUAUUAAUUUAAUUAACUGCAAUAUUUAUAACUGUAGUACAGCCAUACAGGUGCAAAGCAUAAUAUAAUUUUGAACGGUCGUCGUCUACUAUUAAUUUCCAGACAAAGUCGAAGGGCCUUCACUCGAAAUGCCGACGUUUUGCUUGUAUUUCCAGCCAGUUGAAUCGCUAUCCAUCUAUUGUAAAAAGUUUAUUGAAAGCAUGUAGCGCAGGCUAUAGUAAAUAUGCAACAAUUGACAUUUCAAGUCAUCAUUUAUACAAAACUAUUUCGAGUGGGUGGUGUUAAUAUGGAAUAUUAAGUAAGUAGGCGGUUUCAAUUUUACUAGGGCUUUCGGACAGGGUACUUAUAAAAGAGCCGGCCACGCUGGCUAGGCAUUUUUAGGCGUUGAAACGAGACCAACAUGUUGGUCCGACACCAUCCGACAUGGUUGGAUGCAACAUGAUUUGUUGGCCUUGUUUGAAAACGGUGGUUGGUAUACAAUGUUUGGCUUUCCCAUGAAGCAAGCUUUUGGAUCAAAUAAAGCACGUUUCGAAUAUCAACAAUUUGGUUGGCCUUGUUUGAAAACGGUGGUUGGUAUACAAUGUUUGGCGUUCCCAUGAAGCAAGCUUUUGGAUCAAAUAAAGCACGUUUCGAAUAUCAACAAUUUGUGGGUAUAGAGCUUUUCAUUUCUGCGAGUAUUGCAAAAUAACGUCAAAAUUUAAAGAACGAUACGUUAUAUUUGAUCCAGUCUUUUACUUUUCCCCCUAUAAGGCACUUGAUUUGCAUUUCAAGACUAUUUCCUAUAUAGAAUUGACUAUUUAUAGUAUAAGAGUUAAGUUGGAUAUUUUAUUAAUGUUUAGUUAUCAUAUAUUUUAGAAUAGAUGACUAAUAAUGAUUUUUAGUAUUUUUGCACAAGUGAAGAACAUAAAAAAUCCUAUAAGUUGAUUGGUCAAAUUUGACGUAUUAAGCUGUUAUAUUCACUUACAGGUGAUAUAACAAAACCGAAAUUUUCAAUAUGGCGGCUAGCUGUUUUGUGGAAGUUACUGCAUGUUAAAGAAAUAAGCGAAAUUAAAAUAAAUUCAGUCCCAAAAACAUAAAAGACUUGUGUAAAGAUACUAAAACAAUUAUUCGCCUCAAGCUCGGAUGUUGCAGAGUAACGUAAAAAUUCAAAGAAAGAUGCUACAUUGUUUUUACUUCUAUAAACACUUGAUUCGCAUUUCACGAUUGUUUGCAAAUAAUUUGGUAUUGGCUAAUCAGUGUAAGAGUUCAGUAAAUAUUUAGUUUUCAUAAUGUAUAGGAUAAGAAUUAUUGUUAUAACACUUGUAACAACAGCGGCACAUAAUUUGAUAUAUAUUUUAAUUCAGAUCAGCUGUCUAAAGACGAGCUUUCCCCUGAAGGUAAAACUUUUCUUUUUAUAUGUGAAAAAAACUAUAGUUCAUUCACAGAAUGUAAUCAAUAAACCUUUAUUACGUUUUUCAGUCGAAUACAAAUUUCAAUAAAUUUAUAUGCAUUUUGACCAGCUCUUUUUAUUUCUGGUGUAUAUAUAGAGUAUUUCUAUUAAAUUUUUAUUUGACUCAAAAAGUGUGAUAAAGGUUUAUAGUUGCUUCAAAUUUCAUAAAGUAUCAUGAAUUGUGCUGUCCACUAUAUCUUAUACGGAAGAAGUGUUACAACUGAAAAUAAACUUCCUUAAAAGACAUUUAUUUCCAUAUUUUGCGAAUUGUUGCGAUUGUUUUUAUGUAAUAAAGGAGAGCAAAAAAAUGAAAUUAUUUAACUCCAACCAUGCACCCUUACAAAAAUUUCAGGUGCAAUUUAUUAUAUGACUAAAAAUACAUGCAUGCAGCAACCCCUCGCCUUUCUUAACAGAUGAAGUAUAGAAAUUCCAUUUAACAUGAAGUAAUUCCAUGUUUAGAAUAAUAACAGUCGCUAUGCAUGUUAAGAUGAAAAUAAUGUGAGAAAAUAAUAGGACAUAAUAUUUUACGUAAAGAAUCUAUUGAUUUUCAUAAUUUGUUAUAUAUUUGGAAUGUAGUUUUAUGUUAUGUGACUUUCAAUGGGCUAAAAUUUAAUGUAAAAUGUAACAGUAAAACGUUUCGAAACUUUGCCGUGAAACUGCAAUAAAAAACAAUUUUUAGUGCGAGCUAUUACUCGUGCAUGCGCACUAACGUCGAAAACCGUCAAUAACAUAAUGGAUGACAACUUUGCACUUCGCUAUGUUCUCAAACUCCCGGGUGUAAAUAGCCGGGCGGAAUUAGUAUACCCUCGCCCCGGGCUUACGCGCGGAACGGCGUUUCGCGCCGUUGGCUCGGGGGAAAUGUUUUUUUUUUAAUAUCAACUCUUGUAAUUACAAGAAAGAUUUGCGAAAAUGUUUGCAUAUAAGAAAUAAGCGAAUUGUCAGAAAUGCUAGUGCAAUUCUUUUACGAAGUAGCUUCAGAAAAUGCAAGAUUUGCAGUCAUCGAGCUUCAAGAAUAGCAGUUAUAGCACAAUCGCCUGGCAGAAAACUCUUUCACACUCCUAUAUCAUCCAAUAAAUAGAAAACAUGAUCAAGCGAUUUCAACUCCCAAUGUUUUGUAAUCAUCUCUUAUAUAUAUAUAUAUAUAUAUAUAUAUAUAUAUAUAUAUAUAUAUAUAUAUAUAUAUAUAUAUAUAUAUAUAUAGUUUUUUGUUUUACCUCAAAAAACCACAACAGUCUGUUUUAUCCGUAUAGACUGUUGUGGUUGAAACAGACUGUUGUAUAUAUAUAUAUAUAUAUAUAUAUAUAUAUAUAUAUAUAUAUAGUUUUUCGUUUUACCUCAAAAAACCACAACAGUCUGUUUUAUCCGUAUAGACUGUUGUGGUUGAAACAGACUGUUGUGGUUUUUUGAGGUAAAACGAAAAACUAUAUUACGCUCCAUCUAUAUGGUAUUGAGCACUGUUUGUGUUUCGUAAACCAAAACCUUAAGCUAUAUAUAUAUAUAUAUGUAUUUAUAUACAUCAAUUCAAAAGUGCCCUUUCACGAAAUUCUGUCCCCCUUGCCUUCACAUAUUUCCGGCGUGCCUGUCCCUGAGUUUGACGUUGUUCAAAAUCUUUAAAUAUUCAUCAAACAUUGUUCAAUUUUCUUCAAAAGUCUUUUUGUAAGCUUCACCAACAUUUACUAGCUUGAAAGGGCUUUAAUUUACAGAUAUGACAUAUUCGAAACGUAAUUUUGCAUGUGAGAUGUGAAAUUUUAUGAGGAUGGUAUUAAUAAAUGCUCUAUAUAUUCUUUUAUCUUCAAACGAAACUCUUCAUAAAUUAACACUAUACAUUUGCGUCAAGUAAACAAAUGCAAUAUAUGCUUGUCUCAAGUGAUUCUUUUAAUAGAAACAAAGAAAAUUUCUUGAUUAGGCCUAAUAAAUAACGUCGGGUGGGCGUGCUGUUUAAUGAAAAAAAGUGCCAGAUAUAUCGCAUGUUUGUACUAUAACAUAUACGGCAGUUAAAAGCUUUUCUGUUUACGAUAACAAAGAGUUUUCUAUGUAACAUAUGAACUUCAAAUGUUAUCGUUUGUAUUUUUUGUAGCCCCAAAAGAAACCUUGGGUAAAAGGCCAAAAAGAUUUUGGAGUAAGUCAAGUUAGAAAUUCAACCCUUUAAUUGUACACUUCAGUGAUUAAAUGAUAAUAGUUUAAUGUGGCUUUCUGAAAUGGUUUGAGAAAUAGAAAAUUUUAAAUUAUACAGAUCCUGAAUUCUUGGAAGAAAGGUUACUUGUUCGAAAACAGAAAUGGUACAAUUAUGUAGAACAACAGAGUAGGAGUUGGAUAUAUAAGUUAUAAAAUGGCAUAAUAUAUAUGCCCAAUAUUAUAUCUUAGCAUUUCAUAGACUUUACUUAAGCAACACCUGGCUAAUUACUGGAGCCAAAUGUCAGUUAAAAGGAUAUGUACAGGUUCCUGUACGGUGGCCAACUCGAAAGCUUCUCAGCUACUCUGGCCACUGUGCACGAUAUAAUACCAUAAUUAACUCUCUUUUUUUCCUUCCAUUAUGAUAUUUUUUCUUAUGUAAUUAGUGUGUAACAAUAUCUCGUUAAAUUUGUGAAAAAUAAAUUGAAUCUUAAAUCCUUUUCAAAAGAAAUCUUUUUGGCUCCAAAACUCCACAAAAUAUUUUUAUUUCGUUCAGAUGUUUAAUAAAAUAAGACCUUUUCGUCUAGGACAUUAAACUAGCUAUCUGAACGAAAUAAAAAAUUUUUGUGGAGUUUUGGAGCCAAAAAGAUUUAUUUUGAAAAGGAUUUAAGAUUCAAUUUAUUUUUCACAAAUUUAACGAGAUAUAGUUACACAUUAAUUACAUAAGAAAAAAUAUCAUAAUGGGAGAAAAAAAAGUAAAAAAUAAGUGUAAAACAAAACAAACUUAAAAGUAAAAAAUAAGUGUGACCAGGUUGUUCUUUAGCAAAGUGCAUUAGGUCAGUUAAAUUAUCGGCCAUAUUGAAUCGUUUUUGUAACCAUAGGAACAGUAUAGUAACGUGUCUGAAGUAAAAAUUUCUAUGGACAAUUUCUAACUUACUUAGUGAAGUGAAUGUUUUCCUCCUUUUAACUCCUCGUGCAUCUUGAAUGUUUAAGCGACUAGGUAAUGACAUGCAUGAUUUUUUACCAUAUAUAUUGGAAAGACACCAUGUACGCAUUAGUUAUUCAAUAACUGAUAAUUUUGAGGUAGAAAAAAAUGGCCCCUGAUGAGAUAUAGUAUUUAGACGCUAUGUAGUUCCCCACUAUAUAACCAUAAACAAAAAGAUGUUCUUCAAACAUUUAAUGUUGUCAUGGUAACAUGCAAAGUAGCGAUUGUGGGUUAAAAUUACUCUUUUAUGUAAGAGGAAACAAUGGCUUGGUGCAAAAAAUAAGUUAUUUUGGAUUUAAAUAGCUUUUAGUUUAAAACACAGACAUAUAUUGGAAACUGUAGGGAGACUCCUUAAGCAGCGUCGCGGGAAGAAUUCUUGUGGGUUUUUCAGUCCUUGUUUUUGGAACAGUGAUCUGGUGAUUUUCAAUUAUUUUCAUUUUCAGGCCAUCGACGAGGACCUCCUGGACCACCGGGACCACAUGGACCAAGAGGGCACACAGGGAGCAAAGGGCAUCCCGGAUCAGCUGGUCAAACAGGACCGCAUGGACCUCCGGGAUUGCAAGGUAAUCAAAAUUUUCAGCUUAAUUUUUUCUAAAAAGAAAUUAUCAUGCUCAUAUAUAUGAAAAAUGGUUGGUUCGCCUGCUGCAUCUGUUGAGUUCAAUAUAAAACUGUAUGUUAUCCAAAUAUUAGUAUGACGUAAUACUGAGAGACAAAUGCAUGAUGGGAUCGUUGUGUUGUUAGUUGAACUCCCUCGUGAAAGAAACUACUGUACACAACUACAUUUGUAAUAAACGUGAAAAUAAAGAGUGAUUUCAUUACACAUACGGGGUUCUAAAGUCAUGGCUUCAACAGCUUUCGGGAUAUGGCAGGUGGGAUGAACAUUUCUUAUGUAAGCUGCGAUUUUGAUUGAUAUAGGUCAUAUCGAUGGUGACUGCAAGUUGUCAUGGUAACAUGCAGAGUAGCGAUUGUGGGUUAAAAUUACUCUUUUAUAUAAGAGGAAACAAUGGCUUGGUGCAAAAAAUUAGUUUGUUUUAGAUUCAAAUAGCUUUUAGUUUAAAAUACUGACAUUAUAUUGGAAACUGGAGGGAGACUCCUUAAGCAGCGUUGCGGGAAGAAUUCUUGUGGUUUUGCCCAAUAUUACCAGCAUUAAAUUAAAUAAUUAACGGCCUAGGAGAUAGAUGAUUCAGUCCUAGUUUUUGGAACAGUGAACUGGUGAUUUUCAUUUCUUUUAAUUUUCAUGCAAACCAGGACCUGGUGGAUCACCAGGACCACAAGGACCAAGAGGCAACAAUGGGAGCAGAGGGCAUACCGGACCACCUGGUCAAACCGGACCGCAAGGACCUCCGGGAUUACAAGGUAAUCAAAUUUUCAGCUUAAUUUUUUCUAAAAAGAAAUUAUCAUGCUCAUAUGAAAAAUGGUUGGUUCGCCUGCUGCAUCCCUGGCCAAAAUAUUGACACAGCUUUCGGGAUAUGGCAGGUGGGAUAAACAAUUCUUAUGUAAGCUGCGAGUCUGCUUCUACAAUUAAGUAUUUUCCCGUGUAUUUAGACUAUUCCUAGAUAAAUUUGUGCUUAUCCACAGAAAAGUAUUAAACAUAGUUUUAGCAAUUUCUUAUCAUUAGCUUUCCAUUUAUUUUUACCUAUUUCGCCUAUUAUAUGUAAUGUGAAAAAGUAUACAGCUAAUCCAAGAAAGGUUGUUCUUCAAAAAUCUUAAACCUUAAACUUUGAGCUCGCAAAGGAUAAUGGGUAACUCCCUAUUCAACGUUUUAAACUGUGAAAAUUUGCUUUGCAACAAUGCUUGGGCAUAUGAUGCACACUUUCGAUGUAGGUCUGUUUGGUUCACUAAACCAAUAUAUCAUAUAUGCCAAAUUUGAGGCUCCAAUGAGCAAUACCCAGCAUACUUUGCGCGCUCAAUAUUUAAGGUUCAAGAUUUUUUGAAGAACAAGCUUUUUGAAUUAACUGUAGAAAUGUAACCUAAUCCUUGCAAAUUUAAAGGGUACAAAACUUAUUAAAACGAAUUUUAAGACAAAAUUUCUAGUUUUCGAUGCGUUUUACAAUUAGGAAACAAACUUAAAAGUAUAUUUAUACCGCUCUAUCUGUAAAUAAUGCUAAAUUGAGGGACUUCUACUCGAAGAAAAAAAAAACAUCAUCAGUCAUUUUUAUUAGCAUAUAUUCGGGAGGUAAAUAGUGCUCUUCGCGCAAAUUGAUUGGUUCCUCAGCUCCGGAUACCCGACCAAAACAAAAUGUCUUCCCGUUUUGUUCCAGUUACAAACGAGCAAAUAUUUUCGCUAAACGAAGCUGCGGCUCCCCCAAACACAAAGAAAGCCAACAGAAAGUUUUUUAACGGUUUUUUAAAACCAUUUCUGCUAAAUAAAAUUGCUAACAGCUUGUGAAUACUAUUUUUAUACACAACUGCUAUACGGAAGAUUUAACAGAAAUUAUUUAUUUUCGCUGUUUUUGGUCAUUUUUGUUUUGUCAUGGCAUGUACUUAAUAAAUCUCUUUCUCGACAUACCCCAGUUUUCAUACUACACCGGUGUCGUAUGACUUUGAAACGUAAUUCAUAUCUUCCGAUCAGUGCAUGUUAUUCUUAUGAAGACAAAUAUACUACGGCCUACCGUUUGAUUCAGCGUAACAAAAUCUCCCAAUUCGUAAUAACAUUAUGGCGAUUUACGGCCUUUGAAAGUUAAAGGAAAUUGGCAACCAAAAUUUUUAUUGUUUAUAUCUAUUGCGUAUACUUACGGAAUACCUAAUUUUAUAAUUUGGCCGGUUUGUCGGGUUUAGUUGUUGAGAAAAUGUAAUAAAAAGUUGUCCGCCAUUUUGAAAAUAAACAUUUAUGCACAGCAUACAUUAUCUGACGUCAUUAGCUGGGUAAACACAAUUUCAUGACUAUAAAACAAUACCGAGUAUUACCACGCGUAGUAGCCUACACGUUGAACCAAAACCAAAGGCAGAAACGUUUUACCAAGUAUGUACCUUGUUUCUAACACUAUUUCUCAUAGUAUAUAUCCUAAUUCGUGCUAAAAAAACCCGCAGAAAUUCGAGUGUAACAGGGCAAACACAAAUGCAAUAUUUUAUGAUCAAUUACCUGCAUUGUAAAUUGCGCCAUUCCUUGCUUUCCCAGUCGCUCGAUAUGUUUUUAUGUGAUAGUGUAGACUUGUCUUGUUUGAUUGCGAAGAGUGUUGGCCACUAUAACGCUCAAAACGACAUAUUUUUAGCUAACAUAACACGCACGCAAUUCUCUCUUGUAGUUUUGGUGCUACCCAUCUAAUGACGUCACAAAGUUCAUUGACCUUCGAGAAAGUUUUUCAAAAAUAUUUUCCAAGAUGGCGGCGAAACACAAAGUUUGCAUGCAUUUUACUUAUAGACUAAAAUGUUCGGGAAGGAAAUGAUAAUAUUUUCAUAGUUAGGUCGUCUGAGUAGGAUUGAAAUAGCCAAUAAAAAUUUUCGUUGCCAUUGUCUUUUAAGCGAGGUUGUAGCUAUAUUAUCAAAGUACGCAAUUGUCUGAACAAAAAUAUAGGCCAGCCGUAUCUAGAUUUUUUGCCGAACAUAACUUCGGCCCCUUAAAUUCGAACGUAUCUUCUCUGUAAUAGUCUUAUUCAAAUCGAUAUCAAAACACUAUGUAGAGUGUUAUUUUGGAGUUUGUAUCUAGUUUGCAUCUUUUAUUGCCGUAUUUCCAUUUCUGGUCUGACUUUGAAAUAAUCCCAACCAGAAAUGCAAUUUCAAAAUGUCAAAACAGCGUUUGUAUCGUAUGACUCUGGAAAUGCCAGAAAUCGAUUCUACAGGUCAAAUCGUCAAACUUCAUCUAUACUCGUGAUUUUGACGUCAUCGCGGCUACAGGGGCUUCUUAUUGGCUCAGUAUAGCGCGUGCCACGCGUGUGCGAGUAAAACCGAUAUUUUGAAAAAUUCAAAAUAAAAUAUUCCUACUCGCCGUAUUCAAACGAAACUUUCUACACGAAAGCGCUUGGACACAAAGAGUAUUUUGCUCAUUGUAAAUGUAUAUAAGUUUCGAGUAAAUGUAUAUAAAAUAUAUGAGUGUUUCGGUUUGUGUAAUAUUUGACGGCAUUUGUCCCCCCGCUCGAAACGUUAUUCUGUGAGGACUUGAAAGGUGAUUUUCGAAAAAUUGAAUCGCAAUGUAAUGCGAUGCCGGUUGCCGACCUCAGUGUCGGUGAACAGCGCAAGGAUAUUCACCGAGACACAAAAUAACUCCCACUUUGGUAUAAUUGUUAAACAUAUCAUGUAUAGCCAGAAAAAAAGGUACGCCAAACGCAUUUCAAGUUCUUUCAUUCCAAAUUCACGACAUACAAAAAAUGCUUCGUAACUAUUUUCACAAAAUUGAAUUUCACAAAAUUGUUAUCAUAUAUGUUUUGUAGGCCAGCCAGGAGGUUCGUCGGGAUUGAACUGUACAAUUGUUCAUGGCAUUCGCAGAGUGACCUGUCCGGAAAAGAAGGCUGCAUUCGGUUGUGCAACACCUUGUGGUCGUCUCAAAAAAAAGAGAAACGAGCGUACUUGUAGCACUAGAUGCGAUGACAAGAAAAUCAAGGCAUUAUGCUGCGGGAGUAUCAAUUUAACUUGA